AUGACCCUCAUCAUCCUCAUGACCCUCAUCAUCCUCAUGGCCCUCAUCAUCCUCAUGACCCUCAUCAUCCUCAUGGCCCUCAUCAUCCUCAUGACCCUCAUCAUCCUCACAGACCCCCAUCAUCCUCACAGACCCUCAUCAUCCUCACAGACCCUCAUCAUCCUCACAGACCCUCAUCAUCAUCAUGGCCCUCAUCAUCCUCACAGACCCUCAUCAUCCUCACAGACCCUCAUCAUCCUCAUGACCCUCAUCAUCCUCACAGACCCUCAUCAUCCUCAUGACCCUCAUCACCCUCAUGACCCUCAUCAUCCUCAUGACCCUCAUCACCCUCAUGACCCUCAUCACCCUCAUCAUCCUCACAGACCCUCAUCACCCUCAUGA
This is a messenger RNA of Knipowitschia caucasica, 381 nucleotides long. The record is from the annotation of a GenBank genome assembly. Lineage: Eukaryota; Metazoa; Chordata; Actinopteri; Gobiiformes; Gobiidae.